AUGACCCUUAAAGGCGAGGGUGGUUGGGCCAGACGUUCUCCGCAGAGCCGCCGCGGUCUCCUGCUUCAACAGUGCUUGAACGAAACCCGGCGCUCGCCAGCCUCCCCCCGCCAACCGGCCGCCCAGCCCGCCGUCCAGCAGCACCUCUCCGCCUCCUCUCGACGCCCCCAGGCCUCCACCGCCGCCAUGACCGCGUCUCCCUCGCAGGUGCGCCAGAACUACAACCAGGACUCGGAGGCCGCCAUCAACCGCCAGAUCAACCUGGAGCUCUACGCCUCCUACGUCUACCUGUCCAUGUCUUACUACUUCAACCGGGAUGACGUGGCUCUGAAGAACUUUGCCAAAUACUUUCUGCACCAGUCUCAUGAGGAGAGAGAACACGCCGAG
Messenger RNA from Echinops telfairi (small Madagascar hedgehog), 387 nucleotides. RefSeq names its product ferritin heavy chain-like. The annotation marks the transcript as partial. Gene Ontology annotation, biological process: intracellular iron ion homeostasis; iron ion transport. Lineage: Eukaryota; Metazoa; Chordata; Mammalia; Afrosoricida; Tenrecidae. Gene Ontology annotation, cellular component: cytoplasm. Gene Ontology annotation, molecular function: ferrous iron binding; ferric iron binding. The record is from RefSeq and is a predicted model, not a curated record. The transcript has 2 exons.